GCUUCCACUUAUCCGCCCUGCACAUACACCUUCCAUGCAUAUCCAACACGAGACGAAUCAGAGAAGACAAGAGCCCAAUAGAGGUGUUGAUUUUAUUAGAUCAUCGAAGAAAAUCGAUUAGCUUAGGCAAUAAUUAAUAAGCUUUUGGUAGGAAAAGAGGAAAUACAUCGAAAUGUCCGCUCCGACAGCUCGUGCAUAUGCAUUCCGCAGGGCCGACGAGGCCACUCAACCCGACUUCGUCCGCGCCGCCCUGGCCGAGCUCAUCUCCACCUUCAUCUUCGUCUUUCCCGCCGUCGGCUCCAUCUUCGCUCUCGAUAAAAUGUACGCACACACAGGGAGGCCCGCAUCGGGCCUUUUGGCAGUCGCCCUCGCGAGUGGUCUGUCGCUGGCUGCAGCAAUGGCGGCAAGCAUCAAUGUGUCGGGUGGCCACGUCAACCCUGCAAUCACGUUCGGGGCCCUUGUCGGGGGAAGGGUCUCCCUGAUCCGAGCCAUCUAUUAUUGGGCGGCUCAGCUUCUGGGCUCUAUCAUGGCUGUCAUCUUGCUGAGGCUCGUCACUGCCGGCAUGAGACCGGUGGAACUCUAUUUAGCAGCGGGCGAAGGAAAGGGCCACGGGAUGCUUCUGGAGUUAGUGAUGACAUACGGGCUGGUCUACACGUACUAUGCAACCGCCAUCGACCCGAGGAGGGGCAGUAUGUGGAUCCUGGCGCCACUGGCGGUUGGCCUGAUCUUCGCAGCGAACAUCCUUGUGGGCGGGCCAUUCGAUGGGGCAGCCAUGAACCCGGCACGUGCUUUCGGCCCUGCACUCGUGGAAUGGAGGUGGCGCCACCACUGGAUCUACUGGGUGGGCCCGCUCAUUGGGGGAGCCCUUGCUGGGCUCAUCUAUGAGUUUCUCAUCAUACCAAUUGAAGCUCCACAUCCCACCCAGCAGCCCUUAGCUGCUGAGGAUUAUUAGAAGUUUUUGGCUGAAAAUGAAAAAUUAGAAUUAUGAAAGUAAAAAUAAGAUUUUAAGUGUGACCGAAAAAAAAAAAGAUUUUAAGGUUUUGGAAAAAUUAAGGUUCCUUUUAGUUUUUCUGUUGUGGGUCUGUAUAUCUAAAUUUUGCAAUCUGUUGUGGUUUCUUUGUAACACUUCGACUGUGUAUGUCUCUGUACAUAGAAUGAAAGAAAAAAUGGUAAAUGAGUGGGAAUAAAUAUAAGAACAUAUAUAGUAAGACCGUCA
This is a messenger RNA of Punica granatum (pomegranate), 1216 nucleotides long. The record is from RefSeq and is a predicted model, not a curated record. Lineage: Eukaryota; Viridiplantae; Streptophyta; Magnoliopsida; Myrtales; Lythraceae.